AUGCCGAAAUACGUCUGCCUUUGCUUGUGCGGAGACAAGAUCCCCGUACAAUUCGUAUGCGCGGCCAGCAGCAUUGGCGAUCUCAGCCAGGAAAAUGGAGUGGGAAGGACGUUGCAUCGGCAGCUGCAACAACAUGGCGAAAGAUAUCAAGAGCAAAGAAGUUUAAAAGGUAUGGGACUACAAGAACCAGAAGAAAUCUUUAAUAGAAGAGUACAACGUCAAAGUGAAAAGAUGUUCUCCAGUCCCCAGCUGCUGGCUGAUGUUCAACGUCUGCGCGACGAGGAAGCUGGCUUUCGUCCCGGCCCAUCUGCGAUUGACCAGGUGUUCAUCCUUAGGAGAGUGAUCGAAAUCUGGCAGCGAAUCCGAACUCACGAAGCCUACCCGAAGCCAAUGCAAUUAGCCUUUCUGGACAUUGAAGCCGUGUUCGACUCUCCUCAUAAAGGCCGUCUUUUCAACGCGCUUCGCGCCGAUGGAGUAUUAGAAAAGUUCGUUCGCUGGCUUGAUGACAUGAAUCAACGAACACCUGCUGCAGUUCAGACACAAACUGGAUAUACAACACCAUUUGAGGUGGUAACUGGAGUAAGACAAAGGGCAGUUGCAGGACAAAGGGCAGUUGCAGGACUCUUCCUGUGCAACUUCGGAAAGGAUCGCGAAACUCCACCAUGUUGUCGACCUUAUGUCGAAGGUAGCUGGAGCCUCUGGUUCACGUCUACGCUCUGA
Molecule: messenger RNA, 720 nt
Organism: Necator americanus (New World hookworm)
Lineage: Eukaryota; Metazoa; Nematoda; Chromadorea; Rhabditida; Ancylostomatidae
Exons: 1
Coding region: 1-720 (239 amino acids)
Source: RefSeq, a predicted model, not a curated record